Molecule: messenger RNA, 1730 nt
Organism: Taeniopygia guttata (zebra finch)
Lineage: Eukaryota; Metazoa; Chordata; Aves; Passeriformes; Estrildidae
Product: melanopsin
Biological process (GO): G protein-coupled receptor signaling pathway; visual perception
Cellular component (GO): membrane
Molecular function (GO): G protein-coupled receptor activity
Source: RefSeq, a predicted model, not a curated record
AACAUGAGUACCCAGCCACACACUGUGACCAAGGCAGAGAUCCCUGGCCACAUUCUUUACACCGUAGGAACAUGUGUGCUCAUUAUUGGCUCCAUUGGCAUCAUUGGAAACCUCCUAGUCCUCUACGCAUUUUACAGCAACAAGAAGCUGAGGACUCCCCAAAACUACUUUAUAAUGAAUUUAGCUGUGAGCGACUUCCUGAUGUCGGCUUCUCAGGCACCCAUAUGCUUUGUCAACAGCUUGCACAGAGAAUGGAUACUUGGAGACAUAGGCUGUAACUUGUAUGCUUUCUGUGGGGCUCUCUUUGGGAUAACCUCGAUGAUGACUCUGUUGGCAAUCUCUGUUGACCGCUACCUGGUGAUCACAAAGCCCCUGCAGUCCAUCCAGUGGACUUCCAAGAGACGCACCGUGCAGAUCAUCGCCUUGGUGUGGCUCUACUCCCUGGGAUGGAGCGUGGCUCCGCUCCUCGGCUGGAGUUCCUAUGUGCCCGAGGGCUUGAUGAUAUCCUGUACAUGGGACUAUGUAACCUACUCCCCUGCAAACAGAAGCUACACCAUGAUUUUAUGCUGCUGUGUGUUUUUUAUCCCCCUGGUAAUAAUAUUCCACUGCUAUUUAUCGAUGUUCCUGGCCAUAAGGCGUACUGGCAGAGAUGUUCAAAACCUGGGGUCCUGCAGCCGGAAAUCCUACGUCUCUCAGUCCAUCAAGAAUGAGUGGAAGCUGGCAAAAAUUGCUUUUGUCGUCAUUAUUGUGUUCGUCUUGUCCUGGUCUCCAUAUGCUUGUGUCACCCUGAUUGCCUGGGCAGGUCGAGGCAACAGCCUGACACCAUAUUCCAAAUCUGUGCCAGCAGUUAUUGCCAAAGCUUCUGCAAUCUACAACCCCAUCAUAUAUGCAAUAAUUCACCCAAGAUACAGAAAAACCAUCCACCAAGCAGUUCCCUGCUUGAGGUUCCUGAUACGAAUAUCAAAGAAUGACCUUCUGAGGGGAUCCAUAAAUGAGUCCUCGUUCAGGACCUCUCUCUGCAGCCACCACUCUCUUGCUGGCAAGACCAAGAGCAUUUGUGUUUCCUCCAUUUCUACUGGAGAAGCUACCUGGAGCAAUGUAGAGCUCGACCCUGUAGAGCCAGCUCAAGAGAAACUGAAGCCUCGCCGAAGUAAUUCUUUCUCCACGAGUCUGAGGCAAGAGAAGAGAGACCUGCUCCCAAAGACCUGCAGCUAUGAUGCAGCCACUGCCCAAAAGGUUUCACUCUCCUCCAGCUGUUUGGAAAAGGUGCUUGGGCAGCCUGUCCUACCCAGUCCUUCUGCAGGACUCAUAACCAGCUCCCUGAGAGCAACUUCUCUGCCUGUCAGAUUGAAUAGCAGCAGUGCCACCACUGGAGACUCAAGUACUUCCCACAUGGAUACUCAAGGAAGUCAAGUGAAUGGAGUUGUGGAUUCUCUCAUUAGUGGUGCAGUCCCUCGCAUCAUCAUCAUUCCUACCUCAGAGACCAAUCUGUUUCAGGAAGAACUGGAAGAGGAAGAGACUGAAUUAUUCCACUUUCAUGACAAAAAGGGCAAUCUGCUGGACUUGGAAGGGCUUAGCUCAUCCAUGGAGUUCCUUGAAGCUGUUGAGAAAUUUCUAUCCUAAGUUUGUCAAAAGAAAACUUUCCGGUAAUUAUUUUCUUGGCAUCUUCUCCACUUAAUUAUACCAAAUAACUGAAGCCUUGUAGGUUAGAUCAUCAGAUUUUUUUUUUU